UUCAGCGGUCGCGUCGUGCGGUUAAAGUCGCUCUAUUUAAAAAAUAGCCCAAACUUGAAUUCAAUUGUUUAGGCAAAGCAUUUAAGUUAAAGAGACAUGCGCUUGCUGCUCCUCCUGCUGCCCCUGGUGGCCCUCGUCCGCGGUGAUGACUACUGCUUCGCCCAGGACACCUCGCGCCUGCAGACACGCCAGUUCUCCUCGAAGACCGCCUACCAGAUCGUCAAGGGCAGCGACAUUGAUCGGCAGUAUCUGGUGCCCGGCUGCGAGCCCAAGAAGAUGUGGAUCUUCCAUCGUCAUGGAACCCGGCUGCCCAAGAAGAGCAUGAUCAACAAUGCAGCCCGUGCGGCGGAGCUCCGUGAUCUCAUCGUGAACAACUACAAGGUGGCCAAGACCAAGCCGGAUACGGAUGCGCUGUGCAGCACGGACUUGUUAGCCCUCCAGAUGUGGAGGUGGAAUGCCAGCAUUACACCCGACCAGGAGGAGUAUCUAACCAGCCAGGGAUACGAUGAUCUCCGAGGCACGGCCAAGCUGUACCAGCGAUACUAUCCCGGCGUUCUGCCCAAGGAGUACAACGAUACCUACUAUCAGUUCCGUCACACCGAUACCCAGCGCACCAGGGAAAGCUUCAGGGCCUUCACCGAGGGUCUUUUCGGUACUGUCAAUGCUGCCCAUCCUGUUGAGAUUCCCAAGGAGGAUCUGCUCCUGCGUCCCUAUGACUACUGCCAGUCGUACAAGGAUCUGAACUACAAGGGUGAGGGAUCCGAGUACGAGAAGUAUCACAAGGCCAGCCUGUGGACGAACACCCUCAAGGACAUCUCCACUCGAUUGGGCUUCCAGUACACUUUGGAGGAGGAGGACAUCAAGCUGAUGUACGACAUGUGCCGCUAUGAGCAGGCCUGGCAGGUGGACAGGAGCAGCGCCUGGUGCACCGCCUUCCUGCCCGAGCAAGUGUCCGUGUUCGAGUAUGCCGAGGAUCUGAAGUACUACUGGGGAUCCGGCUAUGGCUUCCCGGAAACCGGACGCCUCAAUUGUCGUUUGGUGCAGGAUCUGCUGACGCACUUGAGCAACCCAGUUUCGCCCCAUGUGGUUGCCCAUUUCGGCCACUCCACGGGUCUGCUGACCCUGCUCACGGCGCUGGGCAUGAGGAAAGAUGACAUUCCGCUGCGGGCGGAUAACUCCGACAGCAUGAGCAGCCGCCGCUGGAAGAGCAGCCUGAUCGAUCCCUUUGCCGGCAACUUCGUGGCGGUGAAGUACGACUGUCCUGCGGAAUUGGACCGAGAAAAGGUGGUCUUCUUCCUCAACCAGGAUGCAGUGCAGCUGGACUGGUGCAGCGUUGGCCUGUGCAAAUGGUCUGAUGUCCUCGAGAAAUACAAGACCAUCUCGGAGGCGGACUGCGGCGACUACUACUGCCGGACGGGCGGUGCUCCGUCCCUGGGUUCCGGUCUUCCCGGACUGCUGGCCACCGCGCUCGCCGCCAUUCUCGUCUACUUAAUGCACUAACUUCCGCAUCAGUUUAGCCUAAGUCUUAAUUUGUAAUGUACAAAGUUCGUACCAAAAGGAGGCGGCAGCAAGUUGCCUGCGGAUGUCAGUCAAGUAUUUUUCGAUAUAGAUUUUCUACUUUUAAUGCAGCAAAAACCUUAAACUCCUCACAACGUCGAAAGAAGCACAUACACAUACACUCACUCAGUCCGACACCGAAAUUUUUAACUUUAUGACCUUUUUCUAAACGCUUAACGAACGUUGACAGUGCUACAGUCAGAAAUAGCUUUAUAUUAAUAAAACCACAGUAUAAUAAUUGA
This is a messenger RNA of Drosophila serrata, 1799 nucleotides long. RefSeq names its product Multiple inositol polyphosphate phosphatase 1 (gene Mipp1). NCBI's taxonomy places the organism in Eukaryota, Metazoa, Arthropoda, Insecta, Diptera, Drosophilidae. Gene Ontology annotation, molecular function: acid phosphatase activity; inositol phosphate phosphatase activity. The record is from RefSeq and is a predicted model, not a curated record.